Messenger RNA from Kwoniella botswanensis, 1536 nucleotides. RefSeq lists its product as uncharacterized. The transcript has 9 exons. Bases 1 to 1536 code for a protein of 511 amino acids. The record is from RefSeq and is a predicted model, not a curated record. NCBI's taxonomy places the organism in Eukaryota, Fungi, Basidiomycota, Tremellomycetes, Tremellales, Cryptococcaceae.
AUGUUCAGAGUAGCCAUAUCAUCAGCAAGAGCAUUUAGCAAGGUGAGAUGGUCGAGGUGUAUUCAAACCCAAACCCACACUCAGACAGAGUCGUCAAUGGGGAUGGCCAUGGGUAUGAUGGGAGGGAAGAAAGAGAGAGAAGAGGGUGAUAUCAGUUCAGUCUUCGCUUCGUUAUCUGGAGAAGCACCUAAACCACUUCCCGCCAGAUUCGGCGAGCUAAAAGAGAAGAUCAUCGGGGAUGAAGCGAAUCAAAGAGCUCUGGUAGAGGGUUGGAGUAGGUUGACUAAGAGGUUGAGUGAGGUUGCUGAAGAAGCAGACAGGAAGAAACAGGAAUGCAUACCCCAAGUCACAUAUGAAGAAUUUACCAAAACCCCGUCUUCUAAUACCAUUGAAGCAGUAAAGAGAUCUGGUUCAUUGGUGGUCAAAAAUGUCAUUGAGCGAGAGACUGCUGAAGGAUGGUUGAAGGAUGUUGAGAAGUAUAUCAAGGAUAAUCCAUCUGUUAAAGGAUUUCCGAAAGACGAUAAACAAGUGUUCGAAUUAUACUGGUCCAAAACCCAACUCAUCGCUCGUUCUCAUCCUCGUUCAUUCCAAGUCCAAAAAUCCCUCUUAAAACUAUUCUCGGCCGACGAAGGAGAUAGCGAAGUAUCUCUGCAUGUCCCAUUGAGCUAUGCAGAUAGACUGCGUAUUCGACAUCCAGGAGAUUCCCAAUUCAGUCUCGGACCGCAUUCGGAUGGAGGUAGCGUGGAGAGAUGGGAAGAUGAGACGUACCGAGGUGUUUAUAAGGAUAUAUUGACUGGGAAAUGGGAGAAGUUCGAUCCUUGGACUAUAGGUGGGAGAGUGAGAGCAAAUCAGAAUAUGUAUGAUGGACCUGGUUCUUGUGGUGUAUUUAGGGCUUUCCAAGGUUGGACCUCUCUAUCUUCUACUGGUCCCAACGAAGGUACUUUGAGGGUAUAUCCAUUCGUCAAGGAAUUAUCCGCCUACGUCUUACUGAGGCCUCUAUUCAGAGAAAAACAAUCCCGUGCGACUGUCACUCAUGACCAAUACUUGUCUCCUUCAAAUUGGGAGCUCGACGUGAAACCCACUUCCACGACAUUCCCCGGAUCACCAUUAGCAAGAUGCCAAGAGUAUAGCGAUAUCACUCAUCCGCAUCUCCAGCUGGAGAGAAGUAUGGUCAGUAUGCCAAGGGUGGAACCGGGCGAUCAAGCAUGGUGGCAUUGUGACACGAUUCACGCAGUUGAGGCCACCCAUAAUGGACUAGGACCCUCGGCAGUCCUGUAUAUACCUACUGUACCGCUCACUCUCCAGAAUAUACGAUACAUCAAGGAUCAACGGGAGAAUUUUAUCAGUGGUAGACCUGGUCCUGACUUCCCUGGUGGAGUGGGAGAGAGCGAUUUCAUAGGGAGAGGGAUGGAGACGGAUAUUAUUGGGGAAGAGGGUAGACACGCUAUGGGUCUGGAGGCUUUCAGAUUGGACGGGGACAUGAGUGAAGGGGAGAGGAUGUUGAGGAGUAAAGCCAAUGAAAUCUUGGGAUUGUGA